GUCACCUUUCUGGUGACAGAUUAUGGGAACCGAAUGCCUUCUGAGGCCAUUUUGCCCUUCUCCCAAUCUGGAAGUGCCCCAGCUUCUAAGCCUUACUUUCCCUCACGAUUUAGAAUUUUAGCAAAUAUAAAAAGUAAGAUCUUGGUCCUUUACAAUAAAGGAGGAAAUGAGGAUGGCAUACGAGGCCGCCAGUCCAACCCAGCCAUUCUUCCUCACUCACCCAGUCUUGAAAAAGGCCUGGGUAUUGGGGAAGAGAGGAGGAAUUUCCCUGGAGCUCAGUCACCCCCUCCCACCUUUCAGUAGGAACUGGGCAUGCAGCCAGCUGUGCUGGCAGGGCCUCCAGCAGCUGUGUCAGGGCAGGAGACACUGUCGGGUAAAGUAGGGGAAGGUGCUGCCAGUAUUUCCCCAUCACACAGUGGGUGCACAGACCCGGCCUGGAACUUAGACUCCCCAGACAGAAUGGCUGCAAAGUGCAGAAGGAAACGGUAACAAUGACGGUCUAAUCUUUCCAUCCCCAGUAGACCCUGCUCUCCAAGGUGUCUAGUUCAGUGUUCUAACCAUGGCUGGACUUCUGUGUCCUCAGUGUCCAUGUUCAACACCUUUUCCCAUAUCCCUCCAGGCUGUGAGUGUCACACGGUGGGGAGGGGGUAGGGGCCACCAUGUCAUCAUAUCAGAAGGAGUUGGAGAAAUACAGAGACAUAGAUGAAGAUGAGAUCCUAAGGACCCUGAGCCCCGAGGAGCUGGAACAGCUGGACUGUGAGCUACAAGAAAUGGACCCCGAGAAUAUGCUCCUGCCAGCUGGACUGAGACAACGUGACCAGACAAAGAAGAGUCCAACAGGGCCACUAGACCGAGAUGCCCUAUUGCAGUACCUGGAGCAACAGGCACUAGAAGUCAAGGAGCGUGAUGACUUGGUGCCCUUCACUGGCGAGAAGAAGGGGAAACCCUAUAUUCAGCCCAAGAGAGAAAUCCCAGCAGAGGAACAGAUUACGCUGGAGCCCGAGCUGGAGGAGGCACUGUCCCAUGCUACAGAUGCUGAAAUGUGUGACAUUGCAGCCAUCCUGGGCAUGUACACACUGAUGAGCAACAAGCAAUACUACGAUGCCAUCUGCAGUGGGGAGAUCUGUAACACCGAAGGCAUUAGCAGUGUGGUACAGCCUGACAAGUAUAAGCCAGUACCAGAUGAACCGCCAAAUCCCACAAACAUUGAGGAAAUGCUAAAGAGAGUACGAAGUAAUGACAAAGAGCUGGAGGAAGUGAACCUUAAUAACAUACAGGACAUCCCGAUACCCGUGCUCAGUGAGUUAUGCGAAGCAAUGAAGACGAACACCUAUGUCCGGAGCUUCAGUCUGGUGGCCACAAAGAGUGGUGACCCCAUCGCCAAUGCGGUAGCUGACAUGUUGCGUGAGAACCGUAGUCUCCAGAGCCUGAACAUUGAAUCCAACUUCAUCAGCAGCACAGGGCUCAUGGCUGUGCUGAAGGCUGUUCGGGAGAAUGCCACUCUUACCGAGCUCCGUGUAGAUAACCAGCGCCAAUGGCCUGGUGAUGCCGUGGAGAUGGAAAUGGCCACUGUGUUAGAGCAGUGUCCCUCUAUUGUGCGCUUCGGGUACCACUUUACACAACAAGGACCACGAGCUCGGGCGGCCCAGGCCAUGACCCGGAACAAUGAGCUGCGUGAGUAGCUGUGGAGCCCCCGUGUAGAGACGAGGGCAAGUGCCGAGAUGGGCGGUCCCGAAAACAGACUUAGUGACGAAGGCUUGGGUAGCUGGCACACACGCGGAGAGGAAUGAGCGGGAAACAGAUACAAAGUCCGUCUUCCCCCAGCACACAUCUGGAGAGAAGUGGGUGGGAGCUCGGCAUGACAGUACCGCCCAGAAACACGUCCUUUUAUUUCUCAGUGUGUGUUCUUGAUUUGCUGUUAACAUGGGACAGGCCCCUCAGGUGGCCUGGGGCAGCAGUUUAUAAGUCUAAGGAAAGGGAAAGAGAAACACGCCCUUGCCAAAACAAGAGAUGAAGCUGUGCUCACCAUUCUCCCUUUACAGGUCGCCAGCAAAAGAAGAGAUAGCGUCACCCUUCCUUUUGCUAACAAGAGAUGAGAGCCCUGGACACAUAAAUCCUCAUCUCUCUUCCCUUUCCUGUAAAUAAAAUCCCUUUUGUUCA
Messenger RNA from Myodes glareolus (Bank vole), 2160 nucleotides. RefSeq names its product tropomodulin 4 (gene Tmod4). Lineage: Eukaryota; Metazoa; Chordata; Mammalia; Rodentia; Cricetidae. The record is from RefSeq and is a predicted model, not a curated record. Gene Ontology annotation, biological process: muscle contraction; myofibril assembly; pointed-end actin filament capping. Gene Ontology annotation, cellular component: cytoskeleton; myofibril; striated muscle thin filament. Gene Ontology annotation, molecular function: tropomyosin binding.